AAAAGGCAGUUGAGAGUUUGACGAGCCGAAACCAACAGAUGCAUCAGUUGCUUCUUCAGAUUGGUGUCUUUCAAGCUUUCUGGAAUGGUGGAAAACAAUAGAAUUCUAGAAAGCUUACUAUUCGAGUGGGAAAAUUUCCACUCCAUCGAUCAUCACAAGCAAAAACAGUCGCCGGAAGCGAAACCCAAUCGCCAAAUCAAACAGCAGUGGUCGAUGGUGAUGAUCAGAGAUUCCGUUUCCCGCAGCGACCUCUCCGUUUUCCCUCCCGUAGACCACGAAAACCUGCACCGUCAAAUCGAACAACCGCUACGGGACCCACCUUCCGAUUCGACGCUUCAUCCGCCUCCCGACGCCGGCAGAGUUGUUUCUUCAUCCUGUGGUCGUGGGAUCGGAGAAUGGCUUGGAAUAGGGGCCGGGAUUUUGCGUGCUAAGAUCGUUGGCCUCGGUAGCUAUUUCGGUUAUAGAGACGGGACAAUUGGGAAGGCGUUUCGGUCUUUCCGAGGGGUUAUUGACUUCGCGACGAUGGUGCUGUUGUGGUGGUUGUGCAAGCGGAUAUGGCGGAUGAGGCGACGGAAAGAAAGCGUGGCACGGUUGAGGAUGAUCAUAAAGGAGAAAGAUGAGAAAAUUGUGGGGUUGUUGAACCAGAUUGCUGAAAUGAAUAAAGUAUUGGUAGAACGCCAUAAACUUGUAGCUUCAAGACCGACCCAUUAAUGGCUUCUUCAAUGUCAACAUCAUAUGAAGAUGAAGACCGGCAAAUUGAUGGCGAAGCGUUUUAGUCUUAGGGAACUAGGGAGUAUAUUUAUUU
Hibiscus syriacus is the source of this 805-nucleotide messenger RNA. RefSeq lists its product as uncharacterized. The transcript has 2 exons. Lineage: Eukaryota; Viridiplantae; Streptophyta; Magnoliopsida; Malvales; Malvaceae. Bases 85 to 711 code for a protein of 208 amino acids. The record is from RefSeq and is a predicted model, not a curated record.